Oncorhynchus masou masou (cherry salmon) is the source of this 1981-nucleotide messenger RNA. Its product is annotated as trimeric intracellular cation channel type A-like. Gene Ontology annotation, cellular component: membrane. Gene Ontology annotation, biological process: potassium ion transmembrane transport. Gene Ontology annotation, molecular function: potassium channel activity; identical protein binding. The record is from RefSeq and is a predicted model, not a curated record. NCBI's taxonomy places the organism in Eukaryota, Metazoa, Chordata, Actinopteri, Salmoniformes, Salmonidae. Bases 366 to 1250 code for a protein of 294 amino acids. The transcript has 6 exons.
UCGUCAAUAUCUUUCUUAGGCCAGCUGACCUUCAAAGAUUUGAUUCAAUAAUUUAUAGCGAUGCAUAUCUGAUUAAAAAAAUCGGGAUUCGAAAAGAAAAGCCUAUCUGUCAUUUUUCAACAGCAGCGACGAGUUUGGGAAGUCCUUUAAAUGGAGUUGACAAAUAAAACCUGUUGGCUUAGAAAAAACUCCCGGCUGAGAACAAAUUAUAAGGCUGUGCAGAUGAGGUAUAUUAAUAGGUUGGCUUGAGUGUCAGUUUUUACUCGUAAAGACGAGGGGCUUAGUGGCGGGUCGCGGGACAACUGACAUUCUCGUUACGCAGUGAUCAUAUAAAAUACAUGCGGUAGGGUUAUACAUUUUAAAUCAUGGACGUGUUGGGAGUCCUCAAUUUGGGCGAUGUUGCCCAAACUUUCUCAAAAAUUGGAAUGUUUCCAGUUUUUGAUCUUGCUUAUUACAUCGUGUCCAUACUCUACCUCAAGUAUGAACCAGGGUCAGUGGAGGUAGCUCGCAAGAGCCCUGUGGCCUCUUGGCUUUGUGCCAUGCUCUAUUGCUUUGCGAGCUACAUCUUAGCAGACGUUUUGCUCGGAGGUUGCCCCCUGGACUAUUUUCAAUACAACAGCCACAUCCUCCUAGCCUCCAUUAUUUGGUACCUCAUCUUUUUUUGUCCACUGAACCUGUUCUACAAAUGUGUGGCUUUCCUGCCUGUAAAGCUUGUGCUGGUAGCCUUAAAGGAGGUUGUCCGUGCUCGUAAAAUUGCAGCCGGCGUGCACCAUGCCCAUCAUGCCUACCAUAAUGGCUUCCUCAUCAUGGUCAUCAUCGGCUACGUCAAAGGGUCAGGAGUAGCUCUCAUUUCCAAUUUUGAGCAACUGCUUCGUGGUGUGUGGAGCCCCGACACCAAUGAAAUCCUCAACAUGUCAUUCCCUACUAAAGCCAGUCUGUAUGGAGCCAUUCUGUUUACACUUCAGGAGGCACACUUACUUCCCGUGUCCAAGAGCACCCUCAUCUGUCUUUUCACUCUGUUCAUGGCUACUACCAAGGUGAUCUUGACCGCCCGCCACUCUCACGGCUCUCCCUUCAUCCUCAUCGAGUCUUGGGUGUGCCACUUGCUCUUUGGCUCCCCUCUUGGAGGUGGUGAGGAGGAGCACCACGCCACCCUUGCCCCAGCCCCUGUCGCCCCCGUCUCACCAGUCAAAACCAAGGAGGAGCUCAGCGAAGGCACCCGCAAAAGGAAGUCCAAGAAAGCCGAGUAGAACACAAACUACCACACCAGUGAAGGGGGGAAAAAGGUCCCCCAUCAAUUAACUGCAUCUGAUUUCCUCUCAUAGUCCAGCCUUCUAUUUAGACAUGAUGGAGUCUCCCAUUCCUUGCUGUGGAAAGGGGCAGUUUGAUGUUUACCAAAUGAGCAAAUGAGUAAAUCUAUUGAAGCAAAUGGUGCUUUCUAUGACAUAUUACACAGUAUGGGGAUUCUGUAAAUAGCUCACCGAAGUCAAGUCAAACACUUAAAUCUUCCUUCCUUCCAGCCAGUACAUACAGUAUAAACAUAUUUAUUUCCGUAUUUAUUUUUCAUCUGUGACUAUCUCUAACUGUGUGCAACAGCACGAGGUGAACAGUGAACUGCAAGUUACUUGAUUGUUUUAGGAUGGCCUUUGUUACAGGUACUUCUUGCCGUAAGCUAUCAAUGGGUUUUUGGUUUAAACCCUGUCAGACCUAUUUCAUUAAUGUAAAGAAAUUGGAUCAAAAGCACAAUCUGACCCUAUAUCAGACAACAGAAUGAAUCAAACAAUACAACAGAAUAUGAAGUAAGUAAUAUAAUGUGAAGAAUACAUGGCUGCUUUUUACAAAGUAAACAAGUGAAAUGCAUGUCCUUUAUAAAUAAAGGCAAGUGAAAAUUCUUACGUGGUGACAUUUUGAUUUAUUUGUAUAGUAAAUGACAUUGUUAUAUGUUGUUAACGGUUACCAUAUAAACAGAAAGUAUGUGUCA